AUGCAGAUGUAUGGACAGCGUUCAGAAAGCCUAGGCAUUGAGGCCUAUAGAGGAGGUGGACCAGAGCUAUCCCUGGAAGUCAAGGUUUGUGAGAAACGGCCCAACUUUUAUCGGUGCAAAUACCACUGUGAAUCUCACAAAGACUGUCAAGCAAAUAAUGUAUGCUGUUUAACCUUCUGCGGGAAUGUUUGCAUGAGCCGGCUGUGA
Cynocephalus volans (Philippine flying lemur) is the source of this 207-nucleotide messenger RNA. Its product is annotated as WAP four-disulfide core domain protein 10A-like. Gene Ontology annotation, molecular function: peptidase inhibitor activity. The transcript has 2 exons. Lineage: Eukaryota; Metazoa; Chordata; Mammalia; Dermoptera; Cynocephalidae. The coding region runs from base 1 to 207 and encodes 68 amino acids. The record is from RefSeq and is a predicted model, not a curated record. Gene Ontology annotation, cellular component: extracellular region.